AUGAAGCUCUCCGGCCUCCCUCUCCAGGCCAUCGUGGCCUCGGUGCUUCUCGCGACAACCGCUGUCGCUGAGCACACGAGCAACUGGGCCGUCCUGGUCUGCACAUCGCGAUUCUGGUUCAACUACCGCCAUCUCGCCAAUGUCCUGUCCAUGUACCGAACCGUCAAGCGCCUGGGCAUCCCCGAUUCCCAAAUCAUCCUCAUGCUGCCCGACGAUAUGGCCUGCAAUCCACGAAAUGCGUUCCCAGGCACCGUCUACAGCAACUCAGACCGGGCCGUGGACCUGUAUGGCGACAACAUUGAGGUUGACUAUCGUGGAUACGAGGUCACCGUUGAAAACUUCAUCCGACUCCUAACCGAUCGUGUCGGCGACGAGACCCCCCGAAGCAAGCGACUCUUGACCGACGACCGAAGCAACAUCUUUGUAUACAUGACCGGACAUGGUGGAAACGAAUUUCUCAAGUUCCAAGACGCGGAAGAGAUUGGCGCGUUCGAUCUUGCUGAUGCCUUUGAACAGAUGUGGGAGAAGAAGAGAUACCAUGAAAUCCUCUUUAUGAUCGAUACUUGCCAAGCAAACACCAUGUACAGCAGACUAUACUCUCCCAACAUCAUUGCUACGGGAUCAUCUGAGCUCGACGAAUCUUCCUACUCUCAUCACGCCGAUAAUGACGUCGGUGUUGCUGUCAUUGACCGAUACACUUACUACAACUUGGAAUUCCUCGAAGCUCAUGUCCAAGACUUGAGCAGCAAGAAGACCAUUGGCGAACUGUUUGACAGCUAUGAAUUUGACAAGAUCCACUCAACCGCCGGAGUCCACUACGACCUCUUCCCUGGCGGAGAAGAAGCUGCGCGCAGUCGCUUGAUCACCGACUUCUUUGGCAAUAUCCAAAACGUCGAGGUUGACAGGGCCAAGGACCUGGCUCUGGAAGAAGAAUUGGUCGAGCUCAGCAAGACUAUUGCCAUGCUGCGGAGAAAGGAGGCCGAAGAAGAUGCCGCCUACCACAAUGUAUCGUCCAUUCCUGCGAGCGUUCCUACCGCGCCGCCGAGGAAGAUCCAGGGGGCUAAGGCUCUUACUGAAGACGACUGGUGGACGAAGAAGAUCAUUGGAGCUACGGCACUUGCUGGAUGUGCACUAUUAUGGGGGGUUGGUAGCUUUUUGGAAGCAUGA
This is a messenger RNA of Trichoderma asperellum CBS 433.97, 1167 nucleotides long. RefSeq names its product glycosylphosphatidylinositol anchor biosynthesis (gene GPI8). The record is from RefSeq and is a predicted model, not a curated record. NCBI's taxonomy places the organism in Eukaryota, Fungi, Ascomycota, Sordariomycetes, Hypocreales, Hypocreaceae. Gene Ontology annotation, biological process: attachment of GPI anchor to protein; proteolysis. Gene Ontology annotation, cellular component: GPI-anchor transamidase complex. Gene Ontology annotation, molecular function: GPI-anchor transamidase activity.